AUGUCUGGUCCAACUCCGGAGACACCGCAUAGCGAGAAAGAUGCCUGGACGCCAACAACAGAGAGCACGAUGAGCACGAGCGCGACACUGAACGACCGCUCGCGGACGGAUUUGGGCGACCUAAAGACGGCCGACGGCACCUUCAAGGGGCCAAGCGACACGCCCCUCACGGCGACCGAGGGAGAUAUUGCCGAGAAGACUAACGGAGCUGUCACGGAGAAGCUGCCAAAUGGAGACCUGGCCUACAGCACGCCGAAUGGCAACGGCGUGCUCAAGGCAGAUGGGGAGGGCGGGUACACCAUGACGAACGCAGACCUCGCCGCGCUCGAGGCACAGGAUAAGGCGAACCAUAUCGGGCAUUGGGACGGGAAUCCGCACCAUCCCCACGAGGACGAUCAUGCCGAUGAAGAGGGGGUUAGGGAACGCGAUGGCACGGUCGUCACGUUCCCCGAUGGAGGGUGGAGGGCGUGGCUUGUCGUGCUUGGAGCGGGGCAUACGCUGUUCUGCACCUUUGGGUUUGUUGACUACUACACGCACAAGUUUCCCGAGCAGAGUGCUUCCACCAUCGGCUGGAUCGGAUCGAUGCAGUACCUCCUCAUCUUCCUUCCCUCAGUCGUCAUGGGUCGGCUAGUGGACCAAGCCCGCUUCCUGCCAUACUUCUGGACCGCCUCGCUCCUCUACCCCUUCAGCAUCAUCAUCACGGCCGAAGUGACCGCGUUCUGGCAAGCGAUCCUGUCCCACGGCAUUCUCUUCGGUUUCUCAGUCGGACUCCUCUUCUGCCCCGCCGUGGCCGUGACGGCGCAGUGGUUCCACCGCCGUCGCGCCUUUGCUCUCGGUUUGGUCGCCGUGUGCUCCAGUCUGGGCGGAACCGUGUUCCCCAUCCUCGUGAGCCGCUGCAUGCGCCUCGUCGGGUUCAAGUGGACGAUGCGUAUCUCGGGCCUGCUCGUGCUGUACUGCACGCUGUUUGCGUCGUGCGUGCUGAGGACGAGACUGCCGCCGAAAUCCGCGCCGGGCGGAGUCCUCAACCUCCGCGCGUUCAAGAUGCCCUACUGGUCCUUCUGGGUCGCGUCGUGCUUCUUCAUCCAGGCGGGGCUGUACACGCCCCUCUCCUUCCUCGACGUGAUGGGCAAGAGCCUCGGCCUGGGCGAUUACAGCGUGUACCUGAUCAGUAUCGCGAACGCGGGCAGUCUCCUCGGCCGCAUCGGCCCCGCCUACAUCGCCGACAAGUGGGGCAGCGUCAACUUCCUCAUCCCCGGGCUGGUGUGCAGCAUGGUCACGACGUUUGCGUGGCCGUACGCGACCUCCAAGGGGUCAUUGACUGCUGUGGCGGUCAUCAACGGUAUAUUCCAGGGAUGCUUCGUGUCCCUCGUCGCGCCCGCCAUUGGCGCACUCGGAAGCGUCGAGGAUAACGGGCGAAGGUUUGGGACGUGCAACACCAUCAUGGCGUUUGGAUCACUCCUGAACGCGCCCGUGUGCGGCGCCAUUCUGGAGGCGACCAGCUUCCAUCAGGUCAGCUACUAUGCUGGCAGCAUGCUGGGCGCCGGUAUCGUGCUCAUGACGAUAUCGAGGUCGCUGUUCUUGAAGAAGUUCUGGGGAAGGAUCUAG
This is a messenger RNA of Trichosporon asahii var. asahii CBS 2479, 1605 nucleotides long. RefSeq lists its product as uncharacterized. The coding region runs from base 1 to 1605 and encodes 534 amino acids. The record is from RefSeq and is a predicted model, not a curated record. Gene Ontology annotation, biological process: transmembrane transport. The transcript has 3 exons. Gene Ontology annotation, molecular function: transmembrane transporter activity. Gene Ontology annotation, cellular component: fungal-type vacuole membrane. Lineage: Eukaryota; Fungi; Basidiomycota; Tremellomycetes; Trichosporonales; Trichosporonaceae.